CAGAUACUUCUCUUCUAUCCAGGAAUAACUAUGUAAUUAUAUUGUGUUUAUCAUACGGGAUGUGAUUUACUCGCCACUUGGCGAUCAAGUGGCAGGCAUUUGCGAUGAUUGAUCGAGACACGAUGAUCCACUUGGUGGCUGGCGGCUCGGGAGGUACGAUGGGAGCCAUCGUCACGUGCCCGCUCGAGGUGGUCAAGACCCGUUUACAAUCCAGCGUGGCGACUUUCAACAACGGCGGCGGAGGCGGAAGCGUUCAUAUCCCGGUGGAGGCGUCCAUCAACGGCACAGGGUGGACUACUUGUCGUUCGGUCCACGGCUCCAAGCAGCAACUCCGAACUGUUUGUGCGAGGAACGUAGUACGGCGGGCGCCUGAGAUCGUUGUGCCGCAUUCCUUGGUGCAUGGGACGUCACCGGCCCCGACGGGUUCGAUAGGGUUGAUCAAAUGCCUGAAGUAUAUCGUGGAACGGGAAGGGCCGAGUGCGUUGUUCAAAGGUUUGGCUCCAAACCUGAUCGGUGUUGCGCCGACGAGAGCGAUUUACUUUUGUACGUACAAUAGUGCCAAGGAGUGGUUUAAUGGAAGCCAUCGACUCGUUACUGAAUCUCCCAUCGUCCACAUCUUGGCUGCCCUUUGUGCAGUAGUGACUAGUGAGUUUAUCUUGCCUCACACACACACACUGGUGGCGUCGGAUCCAGAACACUACGGGGUUGUUUGGCGCCACGAAGUCGCCUGGCCGACGAGAGACGACGACUACCGUCGCAUAAUAAAGUUGGAAGCCCUGCUUUUCGACUGA
This is a messenger RNA of Notodromas monacha, 791 nucleotides long. NCBI's taxonomy places the organism in Eukaryota, Metazoa, Arthropoda, Ostracoda, Podocopida, Cyprididae. The record is from the annotation of a GenBank genome assembly.